Messenger RNA from Rhodamnia argentea, 763 nucleotides. Its product is annotated as tRNA-splicing endonuclease subunit Sen2-1-like. Gene Ontology annotation, cellular component: tRNA-intron endonuclease complex. Gene Ontology annotation, biological process: tRNA splicing, via endonucleolytic cleavage and ligation; tRNA-type intron splice site recognition and cleavage. Gene Ontology annotation, molecular function: nucleic acid binding; tRNA-intron lyase activity. The coding region runs from base 5 to 724 and encodes 239 amino acids. The record is from RefSeq and is a predicted model, not a curated record. The transcript has a single exon. Lineage: Eukaryota; Viridiplantae; Streptophyta; Magnoliopsida; Myrtales; Myrtaceae.
GUCGAUGGGGCCGAGAUGGAAAGGAAAGGGUGCAGAGGCCAGAGCACUAGCCGAUCCAAUGUCCGAGAUUGUGUCGCGGCUCAAGUCAUCUUUAAUUGAGUCAAAUGCUCAUGGUUUGCUAUCAGGUUGCUCUGUUCUUCUUGCGGCAGAGGCAGUGCAAAGUGAUCUUCUAAACCGGGCAUGUUUUGGCCGACCGGUAGUCACAGCUGAGAAGGACGAGCAAUGGUUUCAAUUGAGUAUGGAGGAAGCGUUUUACCUUUGCUUUACCCUCAAAUGCCUCAGCAUUCACGGUGGAGAUAAUUGCCGAAAGACUGAUGAGGAGUUAUGGAAAUACAUGACGGAAAAGAAAUCUACGUUCCCCGAAUUUUUCAAAGCUUAUGCUCAUCUUCGGAUGAAAAAUUGGGUAGUGAGGUCGGGAUCGCAGUACGGCGUAGAAUAUGUUGCGUACCGGCACCAUCCGUCUCUUGUCCAUUCUGAAUAUGCCGUGCUCAUUUCCACAGAAGGGGAUGGUGGCGAGAAUGGGCGAUUGAGGGUAUGGUCAGAUGUUCAUUGCACGGUCCGUCUUUGCGGGAGCGUAGCGAAAGCGCUAUUGGUGCUUUACAUCGGCAAGUGCGGCAAAGGCGACACUUCUCCUUCGUGCGUGACUCUGUACUCUGUGGAAGAGCGAGUCGUAGCAAGAUGGAGUCCGAAAGAUUGCCGCGAAGAUCAGUCUGAUCGCCCUUAAUGGCAAGUGACCGGGCAGAGAGUUUCUUCUGUGUUUUUU